AUGAAAUAUUUUUUCAUAAUUUGGUUUGCUUAUUUGACUCUCGGGAAUUCAAUAGUAGGAAAAAAAGCGUCAGAAUAGUUCUUCCCACAAAUAAUGGAUUGGCUUAAAAAAUAAGAAUAGAAGGUGGACUAAGCUUUGGCUUUCAGUGCUCUUACCAAAAUAAUUUAAUAUACAGAUGAAGAACUAUUUCAAAACACUGAAAACUCAGAGUUUAUCAAGGCAUUUUAAUAAUAAAUAUUGAAAUAUUGUAAAGAAAAAAAAGAGUUUGAAUAUGAUAGGAUAGGAAGCAUUGAGUAAUUCAUAACAGAUGAACUCAAGCAUAACUCUAAUUACUUCAAAAUUAUGAUUAAAGACAAAGAAAAAAUGAUAGAUCAAGAUGAUAAAGAAUUAGAGAAAGUCAAGAAAUCCAUCAAAGAUCAUACUAAAUUGCAAGAUAAACUAAAAGAUAUUCAGGAAUUGCUCCAAGAGAUUGAAAUUAGUUUACAAAUUGGCACUGCUGAAAAAUUAUAUAAAACUUUGGAAGUAAUUGAGUCAAAAGCAGUUAUAGGGUUGUUUAAGUAACAAUCUGAAGAAAUAUAGCUUUAUUUAACUCACGUCGAUUUGCUGUUCAAGACAAAAAAUUUUCAAUAAGACUAAUUUGAAAUACUAAAUCUGAUUUCAAUGAUAAAGAACCUUUUGCUAGACAUGAAAUUUAAUUUACAAAUAAAAAUGCAGGAGGAUAAUAUGGCUACCUUUGAAACUAUGAAAUUUUUUGAAAAUACUAAAACUACUCAUUCAAUUGCAUUAGAUUAUUUUAAGGAUGAAUCCAUUUAGUUCUUAGGUAAUUUAAUAAAAACAUGGGAAUAAUCAUUUGAAAAUUAAAAUGAGAUAUACAAAGAUAACAUAGAAUUUUGUUAGAUCAUUGAAAAAUUAUCAGAUGAGACAUAUAAGGUUGAUGAUUCUCUUAAUUCAAACCCACAAUUUAAAAAAUACUCACUAAAAAAAACAGAAGUCUAAUUCUUAAAGCAUUCGAAUUGA
Molecule: messenger RNA, 1017 nt
Organism: Paramecium tetraurelia
Lineage: Eukaryota; Ciliophora; Oligohymenophorea; Peniculida; Parameciidae
Exons: 6
Source: RefSeq, a predicted model, not a curated record